AUGGAUUUCAAUCUCGCCGCGGCAGUCAAUGGAUUUGACUUGGAUAAAGACUAUGAGGUGACCGACAUUGAUGCAAAGCUAGAGUCAGCAAUCCAAUUACUUGCAAAUCCCGAAACAUUAAAUUACGACAAUGACUUGUUCGAAAAUAUGCUUGAGCUCGCACACGCGAUGCCACAACUCCCAAGGUCUCAACGCAAACAACUUGUGUAUUUGGUGACUCUGGGAGUGCAGCAGGUGGCUCUGCAAGUGGCAAAUGCUGUUACUCAUGGCCAUGUUGACGAUAUUGACCUCAAAAUUUUGGUGGAGAAGUUCAGUUAUCUUAUUUACGUGGUUCUCAAAUGGUUGAGUAAGGAGGAGCUCCCUCGUCAAGAACAACGCAAAAAGCUACUGAAUAUGGAUGAGCAUAUUGUUAAAAUAAAUAAUCACCAAGUCGAGGAUGCUUUACAAGCUGUGACAGCCGUGAUACUGAUAUCCCACCUUGAUAAGAUGUUUGUUCUGUCAACAGAACGGGAUCAAUUUGUUGAAUUGUUCACUCGGCCUACUAUCAAUUUGAUGGAAGACCCCGAUCGCAUGAAGAGGCUCAAUAUUCGCCAGCUCAUAUUCAAGAUCCUUGCUCUUUCUGUACAGUUCCACAACCACCAUGCAAUUAUUCGUCAUCUGGUAACUCAGUUACUCCAAUAUUUCCAUCAUUUGGCACCACAUUUAGCGGAAUUAUUGGUGCUCAUUGCAAACACAUACAACUAUCCAAAGUUGACCGAGGACGUAUUACUUGAAAUUGGAAAUUCGAACUUUGAUGCUGCAGACACGAAUGGUCCGAAGCAAGUCGCAGAAUUAAUCGUAUCUCUUUCUCAGUUGGCGCCCCGGUUGGUUCUGCGCCAACUUGCUGCUGUAUCGCAAUUAUUGGAAAACAACAAUAUGCACUUGAGAAACGCCGUUGUUGAGCUGUGCGGCAACAUUGUUCUUGAUAUGAUCCAUGUGAAUGCAGAGGAACAGGACAACCUGCUUGCACCUGCCACCGAUGGCUUGCUUCAGUUAUUGGAAGAGCGGCUCUAUGAUGUCCAUUUUUUAGUUCGAUCUAAGGCCGUACAGGCUAUCACCAAAGUGCUGGAUCUGCUGUUGAAACAGCCUAAACGUCGACUCAAGUGGCUAGCGUUGGCAGUAAAUCAGCUUGAUGAUAAAUCUACUGUCGUGCGCAGAAAUUCUAUCAAAUUAAUGAAUCUGCUAGUGUCUAAUCACAAGUAUCCGGGUCUGCGUUUGUCUUUGAUUGAGUGGACGGAUCGACACGAAAAAGCUAAGGAGACAUUUGAGCAAGUGUCAAGAACUUCGACAAGUCAAGGGGAGAGUGGUGGUAAUGAUAUGGAAGUUGAUAAGGAUUCCGAUGUUGAGAGCGCAUUUACUAUGAGUGACCAGUUCAAUGAAGAGAUUGUAAGAGCUCGUCUCACACUAGAGCUUUGUGAUGAUGCUAUUUGCUUUAUUCGACUUGUCGUUGCUGGCACUGAAAAAGUUUCAAAACUUCUAUUUUCGAAAAGUAAGCUUGAAACCAUUGAGCUGAUGGACUUUCUUGUUUUGGUCGAAGCUCACGGGAUUGAAGAGAGUUUUGACGGAAUUAGACGUAUGUUGCACUUAGUGUGGUCGAAAGCAACAACUGACGAGAAUUCAAAUGCUAUUACAGUUGUGGGUCACUUGAUUGAGUGUUAUCGUCAAUUAUUCCUCCUGCCUCCCCCGACUGCCAUGGAACAACAAGCGCAAUACAUGGCUAAGAACUUGAUCGAGCUCACAUUUGGCGCACUGGCCCUGGAUCUUGCCAGUCUUGAAAGAUUGCUUGGGCUUCUUUAUGAUGCGAAUCAUAUACCCCCCCUGGUGGUUGAUACUCUUUGGGCUAUUUAUCUGAGUCAAAAUCAACGAGCAGCAGUUCGUAGUGGUUCCAUUAUAAUAUUGGGGAUGAUUGCAAGUGUUGACAAUCAAGUUGUUGUGAAGCACAUUGAAGAUUUGGUAGCUGGGUUAUCUGAAAGUGAUUUCAUUUUACGGAAGUAUACGUCUGUUGCCCUUCAAAGACUUAUACCCAAUGAUGCAGCAGUGGACCAAGUAUACAAGAUUCCUCACAAAGACCAGAUUAUCAAUGGCCUACGUAAUGUGCUUCUCGAAUCACAUAGAACCGCUAAAUGGUUUUCCGUUGCUGAGGAGGCCAUAUCUGCUAUUUUCACUUUGUGCCCCGAAGCCGACGAACUAUGCACAGAGAUUAUAAAGGUGAAAACGAAGGCCGUAUUCGAGGGUGGUGAUCCAGCGUCUCUGGAUUUAGCUCAACUACUCUACAUUGUCGGAGAUGUUGCGAUCAAGCUAAUGGUGCUGUUAGAGGCUCAUGAGGCCAUGUUUAAAAAGAAGAAACACGAUUUGGACAUUGCGCGGGCGCAAGGUGAACAUAACGAGGAGCAAGCGCAACAGCAAGAACUUGAAAUGAUUGGAGGUACAUCUGAAGAUGACUUUACGGAUGCUGUUACUCACGUUAAGGAGCGUGAAGUUCUCUAUGGUGAGAAAAGUUUAUGCUCACGAUAUGGUCCUCUUGUUGUUGAAAUAUGCAGCAAUAACCACGUGUACAAUCACCCUGAUCUUCAGAGGCUGGCAACUCUCUGCUUAUCCAAAUUAAUGUGCAUUCUGCUGAUUUUUUGUGAGGAAAAUCUAGGGCUUUUUAUUACUAUUAUGGAAAAAAGUACUGACCCUUUAAUCCGUUGCAAUUGUGUUCUUGGCUUGGGCGACAUGGCGGUGUGCUUCAACAACAUUGUGGACGAGCGGACUGACUUUUUGUAUCGUCGCUUAAACGAUGAAGACAUCACGGUCCAACGGACGUGUCUCAUGACCGUGACGUUCCUUAUAUUGGCUGGUCAAGUUAAGGUCAAGGGUCAAUUAAGUUCUAUGGCGAAGUGUCUAAUGGAUCUGGACCCAACUAUUGCGGACAUGUGUCGGCUCUUUUUCACGGAGCUUUCGACGAAGGAUAAUGCUAUUUAUAAUGCUUUUAUUGACAUGUUCAGUGGCCUCAGUGCUGAUCUUCAACUCAACCGCGACCUGUUCAAAAAAAUUAUGCGGUAUCUUGUUGGAUUUAUCGAUAAGGAGAAGCAACAACGACAAUUGGCUGAAAAGUUGUUGAACAGGCUAAAUGCAAGUGAAUCAAAACAACAAUGGGAUGAUGUUGCUUUCGUGCUUGGCAUCUUGCCUUAUAAAUCAGAUGAAAUUCAAGAUACCAUAUCGGAGGGGUUCAAAUAUGCUCAACGACAGGAUCCACUACUGGAAGACGUUGACUUAGAUAUUUAA
Diutina rugosa is the source of this 3306-nucleotide messenger RNA. It is a transcript of the gene YCS4, whose product is annotated as condensin subunit. Gene Ontology annotation, cellular component: nucleus; condensed chromosome, centromeric region. Bases 1 to 3306 code for a protein of 1101 amino acids. The transcript has a single exon. Gene Ontology annotation, molecular function: histone binding. The record is from RefSeq and is a predicted model, not a curated record. Gene Ontology annotation, biological process: meiotic chromosome condensation; mitotic cell cycle; mitotic chromosome condensation. NCBI's taxonomy places the organism in Eukaryota, Fungi, Ascomycota, Pichiomycetes, Serinales, Debaryomycetaceae.